AUGCUCCACGACGGCCACGCCAAGGCACCUCACGCUCUAGUCGACGGUCCUCUGGGAGCCAUGGUAACAUCAUUGAGGACCAGGCGCGAGCCAAUGGACGUCCAGAGCCGGCCCCAGGCAACCAUGACCGAAGCACCGAGACCCGGCGUCGGCGCAACAGCGAGUGUCUUGAUAUUCCUGGCCUCGAGCAACACAAAGGUCAGGAGAAAGCGGAAUCUUUUCGUUACACAGAGUUGA
This is a messenger RNA of Alternaria conjuncta, 237 nucleotides long. RefSeq lists its product as uncharacterized. Bases 1 to 237 code for a protein of 78 amino acids. The record is from RefSeq and is a predicted model, not a curated record. The transcript is spliced from 2 exons. NCBI's taxonomy places the organism in Eukaryota, Fungi, Ascomycota, Dothideomycetes, Pleosporales, Pleosporaceae.